Messenger RNA from Oreochromis niloticus (Nile tilapia), 1682 nucleotides. It is a transcript of the gene ube2g1b, whose product is annotated as ubiquitin-conjugating enzyme E2G 1b (UBC7 homolog, yeast). The coding region runs from base 208 to 717 and encodes 169 amino acids. The record is from RefSeq and is a predicted model, not a curated record. The transcript is spliced from 6 exons. NCBI's taxonomy places the organism in Eukaryota, Metazoa, Chordata, Actinopteri, Cichliformes, Cichlidae.
GCUUAGUUUCACCCUGACAUCCGUGGAAGAUUUGCCUGAGAGAUCUUACUCAGGGUAAAAAUAGCUCACCAACUUCCUCAGACCACCUUUUUUUUAUAAGUCACUGACGGCGUUGUCUGAGAGAGACGAAACGUGGACGGUGUACUUUAAAUCUUAUCCACAGCUUUAGUUUGUGUUAGCUACUUCUUACUCGAAAACAUUUGUAAAAUGACGGGACAGUCUUCGUUGUUAUUGCGUAAACAAUUAGCAGAACUGAUCAAGAACCCAGUGGACGGCUUUUCUGCCGGGCUCGUGGACGAUGAUAACAUCUAUCAGUGGGAAGUGGUCGUUAUUGGACCUCAAGACACGUUAUAUGAAGGAGGUUUCUUCAAAGCCAUCUUAACGUUUCCUCGCGACUAUCCUUUGAAGCCUCCUAAGAUGAAGUUCGUCACUGAAGUCUGGCAUCCAAAUGUGGCAAAAAAUGGUGAAGUUUGCAUUUCCAUUCUGCACGAACCUGGUGAGGACAAGUACGGCUAUGAGAAGCCUGAGGAGCGCUGGCUACCGAUCCAUACAGUGGAGACCAUCAUGAUCAGUGUCAUCUCCAUGCUGGCAGAUCCCAAUGUAGAUUCUCCAGCCAAUGUGGAUGCAGCUAAAGAGUGGAGAGAAGAUCCUACAGGAAUUUUUAAGAAAAAGGUGGCGCGCUGUGUACGGAAAAGUCAAGACACUGCUUUUGACUAAGGCGUCAGUCUGAUCAUCAGUUCUGAGCUGGAUAUGGAUUGCCCCGUUGAGGAGAUGGCUGGUAGAUCUUUGCAACUUUUUGCCAGUGAAGAAACUUCUUGAAUAUUGCUGAACAGCAGUAACAUCAAUGCUGCAGUUUUAUAUCAUUACCACUUUAUCAGCAUUUCACUCGCAGGACAUGUGCAGCCUUUUUAUGUGGCUUGCAUACUUAGGGAAUUUGACAAUACACUGCUCCUAUUUAGAGUGAUUUUUUUUUUUCAAAGUAAAUGUAUUAACAUAAAUUGUGAAAAUCAUCCUAAAUAUUAAGUAGUGUAAUGUUAAAUUCUGAGUAUAAAAAAUCAUCAGAUUUUGGAGAAGGCAUCUGGAUAAAUGCACCUUCUCUAAAGGUUUUUUUAUAUUAAUCUAUUUAUUGAGUGAAGCUGUUGCGUGUCGACUGCUUGAGUUAUUUUUAUAUAUUUUUUUUUCCUUCAACUUGCAACACUGAGCCACUCAUUUCACUAUAUAUGCAGUUUUUCAUUAAUCGCAGUUAUUGAUCAGAUGGAAAUCUAGAAACACAUCUUCCUCUUUCUCAGGUGCUUCAUCUUUCCUUUGUUGACGAACUUGAACACUGCCUUAACUUUGAUGGCCAGGAAAAUAAACCUGUCUUCAGCAAGGACUGUAUUUAAAGGCCUUUUUCCUUUUUUUUGUUUUAAACUCGAGGGAAAAAAGGUUUCUCAGACAAACCAAAGAGAACCAGUGAUUUUUUUUUUUUUUUAAAUUAACAGACAUUCUUCCUAUCCUUGUGAUUGCAUAUGUAGAGUAAAUAUAUUCUCAUUCCUAUGGAAGAGGUCACAGUUCAGCAGUUAUUUUAAUACCUCUUACAGAAGUUUAUAUGUAACAGCUUUUAUUGUUACAAUAGUAUGGAUAUGUCAAAUUAAAUAUAGUUGUAUUGAUAUAAGUGUGAAUAAAGUCGUGCAGAUACUCUA